GUGUUAUUUGUUUGUUGUUGUUGGCACGUCUCAAAUCAAGUUUGGGGUCCAAAUCCUGGCUCCAACCUUUCUGUGUGGACUUUGCUUGUUCUCCCUGUGCUUGUGUGUGUUUUCUCCAGGUAUCCUGGCUUCAUUGGAGGGAGCCAGUCCAGCGUUUACCCUGGCUCUUACCCAAAGUCAGCUGGAGUGGGUAUUUUUUACAAUGGAUUUUUAUGUUAAUUCUUGUUAUUCAUCUUAGUGUAUCUUGUAUUUGUAUUUACACCACUCACAAAAAGGAAUAUUGGCCUUACAGAUUAAAUUGAAGUGUAUUAUAACAUACCGAUUUACACAUUAUAACAGUUGACCGUCUCAAAACUUUUGAAUGCAAAUAUUCAAACAGUCAGUGUUUCAGUGCUUUUUCUAUGACUAUACUACAGAGGAACUGAACAGCAAAAUUCACAACAGGUGUUUGAACCAUGAAUUGCACAGUAAAUUUGCAAGGACGUCCAUUUUAAUGCCUAUUUUGUGUGUGUGACUCUUCCCCUCUUAUCUAUAUUGCAAUCUGCUGAUGACACACUAACACUAAGCCAGUGACUCCCAACCCGUGGGCUAUGGCAGUAGCAGAUUAGUUGAGCAUGGGAGAAUAAUAAGGUGUGCUGCAAAAAAAGUAUCCAAUUCCACUUAACUGUUUGAAAAAUAUUUACUACAACUAAUGUAUAUUGCUUUAAAUAUGUAGCAAUGUAUAGUGACAGGCAGAACAAAUACAUGCUCUUGUUGCAUGAAGUUCAAUUAACCUGUGUGUUCAUUUUUUAUUAAAUUGUUGUGAGGUCUUGGGGGUUAAUGUAAAAUAUGUGCUUUGGUUCAAUAAAGGUUGGAUACUGUAAUCUAAAUUCAGUGACUACUUCCCACAAAGGGCAGCUGUUUAAAUGCCGAUUCUAACUGAACCAGGAAAUGUAAUUGAUUUAUACUACUCAAAUGCCUGUUGUGAAUUGUGUUGUUCAACUUCUUACUAGAGGGAAGCAACGUGUGCAAAAACUAUGGCAUCAAUGUACACUUUUGUAUCCCAAAUUUUAGAGGUCGAAUUAAUUGAAUUGAAUUGAAUACAACUUUGUCAAAUGCACUGUACCACAGUUCAUGCGUUACGGUUACAGUGCGUUUUAUAUUCUUCCUGAAAAUUCACCCAUACAAAUAUCCUUACAUUUUUCUGAGUCGUGUAAAUAGAAAUAUGAUCAAAUGAAUAAAUCAAUUCCAAGAAAAAUACAUUUAAAACCCACAAAUAAACACCUACGCAAUUCUGCAAUAAAAUAAAACAACCACGGUAAAAAUAAAAGGAACUCUCACGAUACCGUGUCUUUGAAUAUAUGGUUGAAAUUAUGAAGGAUUACUAGGGCCACAUUUUAUUUUAUUUUAUUUAUUUUCAUGUUUGCAAGCAGUGUUAAUAUGAGACAUCUUUGACCUACAUUUUUUGUUUUUAACGAUUUGUCUCCCUCUAGUGGACGACAUAACCCACUACACUAUUGGUAACCCCUUGCUCACGGUGCUAACCUAUUUCUUGAAGUCUCCAGCUAUGUACAAAAUGAAAAAGGUGGUUAAAAAAUACAUCCACGACCUUGCGUUUGCCGACGUCACCCUGCGCAUGACGCCAUCGCACCUCUUUAUCGACUUCCGGUCCUGCCGCUAACCUACCGAGGUCCAUCACCAUGGAGGUGAACCGGGAUGAGGCGGAGCGGUGCAUCGACAUCGCCGCCGCGGCGCUGGGCAGCGAGCAGCCGGACAAGGCGAGGAGGUUCCUGGAGAAGGCCCAGAGGCUCUUCCCCACCGAGAAGGCGAGGGUGCUGCUGGAGCUCAUCUCCAAGAACGGCUUCACACCCAGACAAGGCGCACACAUGGACUGGAAUGGAAACUCAGGGCCUCGAUUACGACAGAACCAAAGUGACCAUAACAGACCUCAAGAGACCUCCUCAGAUACCUCAAAGUCCUACACCGCGGAGCAGGUGGCUGCUGUGCGAAGGAUCAAGCAAUGCAAAGAUUUCUACGAGAUCCUCGGUGUGCAGAAGGAUGCCUCUGAGGACGAACUUAAAAGAUCUUACCGAAAGCUCGCAUUAAAAUUCCAUCCAGAUAAGAAUCACGCUCCCGGUGCUACGGAGGCAUUUAAAGCCAUUGGGAAUGCGUACGCCGUCCUGAGCAGCGCCAACAAAAGACGACAGUACGACGCAUGCGGCGAGGAAAGGCAGCAUCCUUCCAGCCAGGCGGAUGGCAACUUUGACGCGGACAUUUCCCCUGAAGACCUCUUCAACAUGUUCUUUGGAGGAGGUUACCCAGCGAGUAGUCACCACGCAUACACAAAUGGAAGGGUGCAUCACCAGAGGCCACAAAGAAGAGAGCGGCCACGAGAUGGGGGCCUCGCCCUCUUCGUGCAGGUCAUGCCCAUCCUCAUCCUGGUUAUUGUGUCGGCUCUCAGCCAAAUUAUGGUCAAAGGUCCCACCUACAGCCUCAGCUAUCGUCCGUCGGCAGGCCACACGCAGAAGCGGCUGACGGAGAACCUGAAGGUGGCCUACUACGUGGCCGAGCACUUCCCCAAAGACGUCAACGACGGGAACCUCAAGCGCUUGGAGGAGACGGUGGAAGACGAUUAUAUCUCCAACCUGCGUAACAAUUGCUGGAAAGAGAAACAGCAAAAGGAAGGCAUGCUGUACCGAGCACGCUAUUUCGGUGACUCGGAUCUGUACCAGAGGGCGCAGAGGGCUCGGACGCCGAGCUGCGCCAAGCUGUCCGAGAUCACCGCCUCCUUACGCGGCUGAAGUCGCAUUGCCUCCCUCUUUAUUUUUGCAAACUGACCUAGCUGUAAAUAGAUGAGCUUCACUCCUGAAGACGACUUGACAUGGAACCCUUGACUCAGCGGCUCCUGCUAAACUGGUUAAAAAGUGACAAAGCAAAGGGUAAGGAUGAGCUCCGGGCCACCAAACUGUGUUUCAUAAGCCUGUGGCACCGGAUUUCUUUUUGUGGGCGCAUUUAAUCAAUAAGAAAGUUUGGGCAUUCGGCUUCAGUUUUGCACCUUCGAAGCAACCCUUUUGAAUCUAUGCAGAAAUCAUGCGAAAACACGCGUAUUGCCCUAUCACCUCACAUAUGUUGUCAUUGAUGUCUCGGCCACAGUAGUGUGCAAAGACUUUCAGAAAUUCACGGUUAGAUUUCUUUUUUUUAGCAAUGCUAGCAUGCCCAUAAACAGUAAAUUCUAAAGUGACAGUCACGUGAGUCGUGGGGGUGGAUUUUGAAAGUGUCACAGAUGGUCAAAAUCGUAACUUUAACUCUGUAGCCCCAAACACUAAACCCCGAUGGUGGUCCCAUCUCGAACGGCACCCUGUGCGAGACCCCAACCGCACUCCCCGACCACCACGAACAACCUGUUAGGCGCACACACCCGCCAUCUCUUCUCGUUUGACAGUAGGCGAUUCCAGAAGGCCACAGAUGGGUGCAAAUUCCCCAUACGCAUGCCAAUGAUUGACAUGUCAAUCAUUGACAAUAGAUGCCAAUGCCAAUAGAAGACCACGUCUGAAUUUCGGCACGUGUUCUGGCAUCGACGGCAGACAUCUCACUGAAAGCAACGUGCAGCGGGUACGCACCACAAACAAGCAUGUGGAAAUGUUUGACUAAAAACAAGGCCAAGGACCAGAGACAAAUAUACAAAAAUGGCCACUUAGUCGAUGAAACGAGAACCAUCAACAUUUUCCCGUGACUCUAACCUCUAACCUUGGCCUCCGCCAAAGCCCGACUGUUCACAUCAGUUAAAAAAAAAUAGAGAGGCAUGCCAUUUGGCUACUUCUUGGUCUGUAACUCAUUAAACGGCGAUCGAAAAUUCCGAUAACUGCACCUUUAUCCAUAUUGGCGUCUUCCUUUGCCCAUGUGCCACCCCUCACCAAUCCAAUUUGCCUCUCACAUGUGUCUCUCGGCCUUUUUACUCUUGCUGAGGAAAAAGGUCAUUCAAACAAGCCUAUUGGCGGAUCGAGACCUUCGCACAAUACUUCCUUGUUGUCAAUAUGUUUGUCUCGGUUGGAAUAAUUGUAUUGUCAGUCACCUGAAAACUCUUCCCACCGUGUUUUUAUCGGGCGGUAUAGCGGAAUGAAAUAAAAAGUGAAAAUGCUUCACAA
Messenger RNA from Hippocampus zosterae (dwarf seahorse), 4124 nucleotides. RefSeq names its product DnaJ heat shock protein family (Hsp40) member B12b (gene dnajb12b). Gene Ontology annotation, biological process: cellular response to misfolded protein. Gene Ontology annotation, molecular function: Hsp70 protein binding. The coding region runs from base 1680 to 2780 and encodes 366 amino acids. The transcript is spliced from 9 exons. Gene Ontology annotation, cellular component: endoplasmic reticulum membrane. The record is from RefSeq and is a predicted model, not a curated record. Lineage: Eukaryota; Metazoa; Chordata; Actinopteri; Syngnathiformes; Syngnathidae.